CCACAAUGCACUGCGGGGCGCGUCACUCGGAGCGGCGGGUCCCGUCUCGACAGGUCUUCUCUGUUGGUUGAAAUGUCUAUGAUUUUAUCUGCCUCAGUCAUUCGUGUCAGAGAUGGACUGCCACUUUCUGCUUCUACUGAUUAUGAACAAAGCACAGGAAUGCAGGAGUGCAGAAAGUAUUUUAAAAUGCUCUCGAGAAAACUUGCUCAACUUCCUGAUAGAUGUACACUGAAAACUGGACAUUAUAACAUUAAUUUUAUUAGCUCUCUGGGAGUGAGCUACAUGAUGUUGUGCACUGAAAAUUACCCAAAUGUUCUCGCCUUCUCUUUCCUGGAUGAGCUUCAGAAGGAGUUCAUUACUACUUAUAACAUGAUGAAGACAAAUACUGCUGUCAGACCAUACUGUUUCAUUGAAUUUGAUAACUUCAUUCAGAGGACCAAGCAGCGAUAUAAUAAUCCCAGGUCUCUUUCAACAAAGAUAAAUCUUUCUGACAUGCAGACGGAAAUCAAGCUGAGGCCUCCUUAUCAAAUUUCCAUGUGCGAACUGGGGUCAGCCAAUGGAGUCACAUCAGCAUUUUCUGUUGACUGUAAAGGUGCUGGUAAGAUUUCUUCUGCUCACCAGCGACUGGAACCAGCAACUCUGUCAGGGAUUGUAGGAUUUAUCCUUAGUCUUUUAUGUGGAGCUCUGAAUUUAAUUCGAGGCUUUCAUGCUAUAGAAAGUCUCCUGCAGAGUGAUGGUGAUGAUUUUAAUUACAUCAUUGCAUUUUUCCUUGGAACAGCAGCCUGCCUUUACCAGUGUUAUUUACUUGUCUACUACACCGGCUGGCGGAAUGUCAAAUCUUUUUUGACUUUUGGCUUAAUCUGUCUAUGCAACAUGUAUCUCUAUGAACUGCGCAACCUCUGGCAGCUUUUCUUUCAUGUAACUGUGGGAGCAUUUGUUACACUACAGAUCUGGCUAAGGCAAGCCCAGGGCAAGGCUCCCGAUUAUGAUGUCUGACACCAUCCUUCAGAUCUAUUGCCUUGGCUUCAGGGGGAUAAGGAGGGAACAUAUCAUAACUGCCACUGUGAUGAAGAAGCUGUUCCCCACAGAGGAGAAGCUCUGCUUUCUUUCUCUCCAACUUUCCUUUUUUAAAAUCAGCAUGGUGUGCCUGUGAGCAUGGAAGACCUGCUAGGAAAAGUCCUCUCAGAAGAGUGUUGGCCAUGAGAUUAUCAUUCAGAGGAGGAGGAGAUUUCUGUCUUCAAGGCCAUAACAGUGGAAGAACAGUCAUAUGCCAUUGGAAGUCUUGGCAAGCAGUCCUGAAUCCUUCCUGAAGAGUUCAGAAAAUAGAUGUGGUAUUGCUCUGAGGACCAGGCAGGAGGAACUCUACAACCUGAGUUUGCCUUUGUGAGGCAUUAGUAUAGACCAAAUAAAAAGCUGCAGAAAUUGGAAAGUUGAUGUUUUAAAUAAAUGACUGUGAUAAAUAUCGGAUUAUUUGCACAUUUAUGGUACUAAGAGUUUAUAAAAUCCAAGAUGGUGUGAAAUUGGUUCUUUUUACUUUUAUAUUUUUGCUUGAAUCUUAAACUCUGGAAAUCACCUGAUGUAGAAGAAGGCUGUGAUGAGCUCGUCUCUGGAACAUCACAAGUAUUGAAAAUACAAUAAUGGAUGUUUCCCUUCUAAUCCACGUUUGUUGUUUCUUUUGAAAUCACGUCUAAAAAAUAUGACUCAGACUAUAGCCGUUGUUUCCCAAACUUCAGUCUCUUUAGUACUACUUGUAUUAUUUUCUUAAUAUUUAUCUUUUACAUUUUAAAGUUUUUUUAAAAAAA
Messenger RNA from Nomascus leucogenys (northern white-cheeked gibbon), 1802 nucleotides. It is a transcript of the gene SEC22A, whose product is annotated as SEC22 homolog A, vesicle trafficking protein. NCBI's taxonomy places the organism in Eukaryota, Metazoa, Chordata, Mammalia, Primates, Hylobatidae. The record is from RefSeq and is a predicted model, not a curated record. Gene Ontology annotation, biological process: endoplasmic reticulum to Golgi vesicle-mediated transport.